GUAGUUUCCGCGUUGUCUCCACAAUGCGAGUCACGGCCGCCAUGGCCGCGUCUGCUUUUCGAUGGGUACCCUCUUCUUCAAUCGAUUUCCCGUCCUAACGUUUCCCGACACGAUGUCGCUGCUCACACGCGACUAAUUCAGGGUCACUUGCGGUCAAUCUUGUGUAUAUUGGCUCGAACAUCCAUAAACUCAUCGUCAGACCAUUACGGCGCUCGUUCAGGCGAUUCAGGCUCCGAGCCUCUACCUCGCUUCAGGAAAGGUCGUACAUUGACCGAAAGGGCACGCACUCUUGUCCGCUAGCAGUUUUCCAGAUCAUCUUUCCCUCGCACAACGGCACGCCUGUAUACCAACUUCGAGCUAUCCCGUGAGACAGCAUGGCUCUCCAACAGUCCCUCUUUGCAUUCCUGCUCAUGGCCCUUGCCUUCCUCAGCCCCGUUGUCUCUGCCAUACAGGAAGGAUACGUAGUUGGGACGAUCGGUGGCCAGGAAUACCUCGUUAAGGAUGACCGAAGACCCUCGCUUUACACUCAGGAUUUCGGCGACUGCAUGGGCGGCAGCAGUAUCAACGUCACUCGUUUCGACGCUGCAUACUACAAGGAUAACAUGACUAUACUUUUCCACCUUGGUGGAGAGACAGACUUGAAGAACGAAACUAUCAUGAUGUACAUCGGUGUUUUUGCAUACGGAGAAUCGCGAUUCGACCUAACUUUCAACCCAUGCACUGCGAAUAUCAAGAGCGCAUGUCCAAUUCUGGCCGGAACGCCCAUUGAUGCGAGCGGCAUCAUACCUAUCAGCCAGAACGACGUCGCCGGCAUUCCAUCAAUCGCUUUGUCUAUCCCAGAUUUCGAGGGCCAAGCCAUCCUGAGAAUCUUCUCGAAUGCUACCCGAAGCCAGAUUGGCUGCUACUCCGGCGUCGUGACCAACGGGAGUUCGUUCUCCCAGCCAGCAUGGGUCAGUUCCAUUCUCGGGGCAUUCACCAUUAUUGCCAUCAUAGCCUCUUUCGCCACUGCCAUUUACGGAGAAAAUUUUCCAGAGAUGCGGAAACAUUAUGCUCACUCCUUUUCGGUGCUGGUCGUCUUUGCCGUGUGGCAGCACGUUUUCUUCAGCGGUGCGCUCUCCAUGAAUUGGCCCAGCGUGCUUGUCGCCUUUUGGAGCAACUAUGCCUGGGCAGGUGGUAUGAUUUACGCGGAGGUUAUGCAGAACACGAUCAAUGAUUUCAUUGGAAGCAACAAGGGCAAUACCUCGCACGUGGGUGCAGCCGGAACUGGUGUUGCGAAUCCAAGCCUCGGUGGUGGCUUCGAUGUCCAGAAGAUCUACAGUCGGCGUGUGCCCUCCAGAAUCCCCAGUGUUCUUGGGUCAGACGAACCUUUUGUCGAUCGAUUUAGGCAGUUGAUAACCAAGAGGGAGGCCCUCGAAAGAUUAAUGUCGAAAAGGGAUUCCGCAGGUAACUCAAGUGCCUCUUCAUGGUAUGGCCACCCUGUCAAGCCUGGCCUUCCGCUUCCGGGCAACUUUUCGGGGUUUUCGGGCACGCUCGCCCAAGAGAACAUACCUGCUUCAAACGCUUUCAUGACAGGCUUCUUAUGGUUUCUGGUCCUCGUUGCUGGAGUUUUUGCUUCAGUCGUCACUUUCAAAGUUCUGCUUGAAGGACUGAGUUCGAUGAAAAUGAUGAGACGCAAUCGAUUAGUAUACUUUCGGAGGCAUUGGCUCGGAUACACCGUCCUUACUAUUCUCCGUACACUCUUCAUUGGCUUCUUCAUGCUCAUGUUCCUCACACUUUUCCAAUUCAGCUACCUCGGCUCAACUGGACCUGUCGCUAUCGCUGCAGUCGUCUUCCUCAUCAUGCUGCUUGGCUUGGGUGGUCUGGUUGGGUAUGCGUGCUUCCACAUAAUCAAGUUUGGAUAUUAUGCAUCCGAACCAGACCAACUGAAUGUUGAAAAGAGAAGGUUGCUCAAAGUGAUUCCCUGGUACAGACUGGAGCGAAACAGCAACUUCCCCCGCUCGGAGGACAAGACAUAUGCGGGCUCAAUCCGAUGGUGGAGAGUCAGCCCCGCGUCCGAAGAGAAGUCGGUGCAUGAUGAUGACGAGUACACAAAAAGAUUUGGAUGGCUUGCCGCCCGCUUUCGUAGAACAAGGUGGUGGUUCUUCGUUGUCUGGCUGGUUUACGAAUUUGCACGAGCGUGUUUCCUGGCUGGAGCAUCGGGUUCGCCAAUGGUGCAGGUUUUCGGUCUGCUUGCAGUCGAAUUUAUCGCGUUCGUCGGGCUGAUCAUCCUCCGUCCGUUCGAAGGUCAGCGACUGAACAUUAUUGCCGUUUACUUUCUUGGAUUCAGCAAAGUUGUGACGGUCGCCCUAUCCGCUGCAUUCGACGUCCGUUUCGGGCUUCCGCGAAUCACGGCAACAGCCGUUGGCAUUGUGAUUAUUGUCGUCCAAGGUCUUCUUACCAUUGCAGUCCUGAUAUGUAUCAUCCUAGGAGCCAUCUCGAGCUACAUGUCGGUGACGCGUAAUCGCGACACAUUCCAUCCCCGGCGGUUGGUGCCUCUUCGCGGAAGAUAUCUGGAUCACCUGGACUUGAAGGCGAAGGAUAUUCCGCGGCCGCCGAAAGACAAGCCAGAACCUGUAACAACACCCAUCGUGGUCGAACCGGAGAUCCCGAAAGAGCCCUACUUCACUGUCAGCAGCGUCCGGCGAAUGGCGAAGGUUGAAGAUGAGGAUGAAGAAUUCAUGAACGAGAUCAGCGGCGAAGCCUCGCAGUUGACUCUGGCCAAAACUAGCCGUGAUUCGUUGAGUGGCACCCCAGUCGGCCAUCGAAGGUCUCCAAGCAUCCGAUCGAACAUGUCAUACUCGAGUCUGCCGUACGGUGCGCGCGUGCAUCGUGCAAGCUGGAGCGCUCAGGACUUUUCGGAACACCCUGGUCCGAAGCGUCCGAGAACGUUGAGCAAUCCUUUGUACGGCCCGGAAGAAAGUCGAUGCAUGAGUGGUCCACCUCCGCUGGUGACCCGAAUUUCAAGCGGGGAAACCGUCUCACGGCAGCUGAGCCCACUCAGCAGUGAUGUUAGUCGAUCCGUCACGCCAGUGGAAUCCCCAACCCUCGGAGAUGGUACUGUUAAUUCUAUCCCGAGGCCUAAGAGUACACCGAGAGGCAGGAUGUCAGAUGGAUCGAGACUGCAGCUACAAACGCUAAUCAGCGAGUCUCAUAUCCCAACACUUGCGGGUUCCUUGAAUGCCGCAAAUGUGACGGAAGCAUCGCGGCGGGGAGGAAAGAAGACUGUUGAAAGCGGGGGAGGGAAUUGAUCAUGAGCACAUCCUCGGAUCAUCAGCUCUACCAAAACCUACGAAUAACGACACGGCACGAAACGAAACGAAAAAAAAUUGAUCGUGGAGACUU
Molecule: messenger RNA, 3381 nt
Organism: Paraphaeosphaeria sporulosa
Lineage: Eukaryota; Fungi; Ascomycota; Dothideomycetes; Pleosporales; Didymosphaeriaceae
Product: TRP-domain-containing protein
Exons: 3
Coding region: 375-3287 (970 amino acids)
Biological process (GO): transmembrane transport; fungal-type cell wall biogenesis
Source: RefSeq, a predicted model, not a curated record